This is a messenger RNA of Solanum verrucosum, 573 nucleotides long. RefSeq lists its product as uncharacterized. The record is from RefSeq and is a predicted model, not a curated record. Bases 1 to 573 code for a protein of 190 amino acids. NCBI's taxonomy places the organism in Eukaryota, Viridiplantae, Streptophyta, Magnoliopsida, Solanales, Solanaceae. The transcript has 2 exons.
AUGACUUCUCCAAUAAUUCAAAAAGAUAUUGUGAGUGCAUGCAAGAUAGAAACAGUUAAAGCUAUUCUCGAGGAACUAAAUGGUGACUACUUUGCCUUACUAGUUGAUGAAUCUUUUGAUAUUUCACGCAAGGAGCAAAUGACUAUUGUAUUACAAUAUGUUGAUAGAAUGGGAUUUGUGAUGGUGCAACUUAUUGGCAUUAUUCAUAUUCAAGAUACUAGUGCAUUAUCCCUGAAAAAGACAAUUAUUAAUUUACUUGCUCAACAUUCUUUGAGUCCAUCACGUGUGCAUGGACAAUGUUAUGAUGGGGAAAGCAAUAUGCAAGGUGAGCGUAUGGAUGAUUUACGAGAUUCUCAAAAAGCAGAAAUUCAAGAUGCAUUAGAUAUGGGUGAACUGACAACCGGUAGGGGCUUGAAUCAACAACUUGGUCUUUCAAGAGCUUGUGAUCCUCGUUGGGGAUCACAUUAUAAAUCCUUUAACAAUUUUAUUCUUAUGUUUGGCUCUAUUGUUGAAGUUAUUGAAUCAAUUGCUCUUGAUGCACGAAGUAUGGAUGAAAGAACCAAGGCAAUGUGA